Messenger RNA from Sycon ciliatum, 2743 nucleotides. RefSeq lists its product as uncharacterized. NCBI's taxonomy places the organism in Eukaryota, Metazoa, Porifera, Calcarea, Leucosolenida, Sycettidae. The coding region runs from base 290 to 1834 and encodes 514 amino acids. Gene Ontology annotation, biological process: regulation of membrane depolarization; potassium ion transmembrane transport; sodium ion transmembrane transport. The transcript is spliced from 16 exons. The record is from RefSeq and is a predicted model, not a curated record. Gene Ontology annotation, cellular component: HCN channel complex. Gene Ontology annotation, molecular function: voltage-gated potassium channel activity.
UCAAGUGCGAAGAAUUUUUUCAGGACGUAUUUGUUGAGUUGUCCUUCGACGACUUCUACUUUUUGUUGGAUGCUUGUGAACGUUAGCCUUGAUUAGCAAGACCUCAUCAGCAUUUCUCUCUGCCAGGCGGUGACCAACGCCUUGGCACCGCGAGGACUCCAGGACUUGACUUCCUUUGCAGCUACCAAUGUGUAGAGAAUUUGAAGGUCGCUAGCCUGAACAGCACCCCUCACCCGCACAUCUGCCACUACUACCCCCACUAUCAAACCGAAACCGCUGUAGGUUCAACAUGUCUGUGAACAGCGACCUGAUCUCGUCCACCAGCUUGGCCGACCUCACCAAGCAGAGGACUGGUUUCCGUGUAUUUCGGCCGGUGGCGGGAGUGGCACCACCCCGGCGUGACAGUGUCUACGCUGCACAGCCGCUUGCAUCACAGCUACAGUCGCCAUUCAACCCGGCGUCCGCGUCGGCGUUACUGGCCGAACACGACGAUGCAAGCAACUCUCGCCUGCCCUGCAGUCCGCUCAGCACUGGCUCCAAGUCGCCGUGCACCAGCGCCACUUCGCCAAGUUGCUUCUUCAAUGCCGUGUCGCCGAGCAACCGCAACCAGCGCCGAUCACUGUCCUCCAUGAACGGCCCUUCCCGUCGACGCAGUGUCAAUCUUACACCAUUGAAGCUCGGUGCACCAGCCAGUACUGGCUCUUUCAGCUCACCGUCCACCUCCAAUUCGCCGCCAUCAGGUGCCGCCUCUGUUCCCAUCGAGCAUGUCACACCCAAGUUCCGGCGCAUCAGCAUUGGUGGCACUAGCGGUAGUCCGCUCUCUUCACCGGCACGCUCGCCUCUUUCCUCAGCCCUGCCCAACGUUCCCAACAAUCUUGUCGAGUUUCUUGAUGGCAUGCCAUGGCUGGAAGGUGCACCGCUUGAGAUCAAAACGAAGGUGGCGCAGGCUGCUCAAGUGCGACCAGUGCAUCAGGGAGAGGUUAUUAUAAGGAAGGGAGAGACUGCAAAAGCGAUUUUCUUCGUCGCUAGAGGUACCGUAGAAGUCAUCUCAGAGGAUAGUGAAGUUGUAUAUGCUGAGCUCGCGGAAGGUUCUAUUUUCGGUGAAAUUGGAAUUCUCUUUGACAGGCCGAGAACAUGCAGCUGCAGAGCAGCCACAAAUUCGCUACUGCUGUCUGUCAAGAAGGACUCCUUUCUUCCUAUUCUUAGUGAGAUGCCGGAGAUGAAGGAAAAAAUAAUGAAGGAAGCUAACGAACGGUUGAAGAUCCUCAGUGCAAAGACAAAGGCACUAAACACAACGAAUGCUAUGGGCAAGGACUUUGCACUGUCCAGCAUGGCUGAAUAUUUGCUCUCUUUUCCACUAUUCAGUAUGCUUGAUCGGCAGUCGAUUAGCCAGAUAGCACUGUUGACGGAAUCGGCGUCGUACAAGCAAUCCGAGGAGAUCCUGAAGUCGACGACAUGCGCCACGUACGACAUGGUGUACUUUGUUCUUCAGGGCGAUGUUGAGAUAAUGACUUAUCCGACGGAGGAGUGCGAAAUGGCCAUUGGCAUGGAGGCAGUGACCGCCGGUUGCCUGUUCGGUGAUCUGGUAACUUUCUAUCCUGAUGAGCCCAUGCCUGAGAAUGAGCUGUUCACACGUGUUGUUCGAGCAACAACAGCGUGUGAAGUGCUGCAGCUACCCAGCGCUGCCCUGCGAGAGUAUCUUGGCAAGAAUAGUGAAACUGCCACGAAACUCACCGAUCAAAUUGAAGCUCCAGCUCAGCUGGUAACCGAGCUGGAGAAUUCUGAGCGAUCCUCGACGCAGCUUGAGGACGAGGAGCCCACUGGAGACUCCUAAUGGCCAGUGCGCAUGCGUGUGUGUAGGUAGUGUUGCUUCCUGCACACAGCAGUCGCCACACUGCUUGUCUCGGUCCCCUCGUUGCAAUGUGUUGUCUUCUGUGCUGCUACGCUGAUCUUGCCAACGUCAAGUUACCUCCGGAACUCUUCUACUUCUAGCGUGAUCGUGUCCAUGCAUGACUCCUAAGUUAUCUCUUCACCUUCUCAUCCCCUUACAUACACCACACACGCACACACACACAUACACCACACAUACACACGCACAUACACACACCACACGUCCAUUACGUUCAGCCAAUGCUAAGUGUUGUGUGUGCACGAACAUACCAGGCCGUUUUGACCCCAAGCUGACAGUGUCUCUCCCCGUCUGUGACGUCACGAGCUACUGCACCGGACAGUGAUCCCGCUCGGUCAUACAUUUCUCAACAGCUUUUUUCCCCCCGCGCGUGUUUUGUGUCCACCCAUUACAGUGCUCGCUCAUGCAUGCACAUACACAAUCUCGACCUCUCAGUGUGGCACGUUGCUCGGUGCACAUACACAAUCUCGACCUCUCAGUGUGCCAUGUUGCUCGGUAGCAUUCUCCUUGUUGAUUGAAUCUCUGCCGUACCGAAACAAAACUGUCAACUAUCUCAUGUUAACAACAGUUCUUCAUUUCUUUUUUUUAAAUUUGCUAUCUCAGUUGACAUCGACCUAUAUUACCAUUCAAUUUUUUCGUGUUCAUGCGUGCGUAUCUGGUUGACUCUAUAAUAUUUUUAGCCAUUUCUGUAUCGUAUCAUCUGCAGUUUCGUCCGUUGAGACAAAUGACCGUACGUUAAUAUCAAGCAACUUACUUCUUGGUCGCCACAAAUUUAAUCUGUUAUUUUGAAACUUUUAUUUUACUCAACACGUGUGAUGGAAUUUUGCCGUGGAG